Daucus carota subsp. sativus is the source of this 1745-nucleotide messenger RNA. RefSeq names its product GTPase ERA-like, chloroplastic. The transcript is spliced from 9 exons. Gene Ontology annotation, biological process: ribosomal small subunit assembly. Gene Ontology annotation, molecular function: ribosomal small subunit binding; rRNA binding; GTP binding. The record is from RefSeq and is a predicted model, not a curated record. Bases 123 to 1424 code for a protein of 433 amino acids. NCBI's taxonomy places the organism in Eukaryota, Viridiplantae, Streptophyta, Magnoliopsida, Apiales, Apiaceae.
UUAAAAGAAGAAUGAGAAAGACAGUGUGUGAUGAAGCGACGUCGUUAGGAUAAAAGAUAAGGUUGAUUACGGCGCAUGAAAUAGGUGAGACACAGCAGGCAAUACAGAGACACAGUGAAGAAAUGGAGAUGGCACUGCAACAAUUUCAUCACUUACCAACAAGAAAGGCAAGACUAGAAGAUAUCAAUUCUUCUUCUUCUUCAGCAUCAUCAUCUUGUGUUUCAUAUUCUAAUUAUAAGCAUACACAACACUCUACUACUCGUCCACAUUUCCAUACGUUUGGCUUGCAUAUGCAAUUCAAAUGCGCUCCGAUUCGGAGAUUGCAUUAUAGGAAUGGCGUUGUUGCUGAAAUUGAGAAACUUGAAGAUGAUGCUUAUACUACGGAGGAAGAUGAUGAUGAUGAUGAAUCGAAUUCAGCAGCGUCUAUUUUGUCUUUGAGUGAUAAACCUGAUAGAAACACUGCCUUACUUGACGACUAUGAAAUGGAGGAGCUUGAUUUUGUUCCUCAACUUGACCCUAACCAUCGCAGCGGAUAUGUUGCUGUUGUUGGAAAGCCUAAUGUUGGAAAGAGUACACUUUCUAAUCAAAUGAUCGGACAGAAGCUUUCGAUAGUUACUGAUAAGCCACAGACAACGAGACAUCGAAUUCUUGGAAUAUGUUCCGAACCAGGUUAUCAGAUGAUACUUUAUGACACACCUGGAGUUAUUGAGAAGAAAAUGCACAAGUUAGACUCGAUGAUGAUGAAGAACGUCCGUAGUGCUACCGUAAAUGCAGACUGUGUAGUGGUUGUCGUGGACGCAUGUAAGCCGCCCCAAAAUAUUAAAGAAGUAUUGGAAGAAGGUACAGGUGGCCUGGAAAGUAAAGUACCCACUUUACUAAUUUUGAAUAAGAAGGACCUGAUAAAACCUGGUGAAAUUGCUAAGAAACUGGAGUGGUAUGAAAAGUUUACAGAUGUAGACGAGGUCAUACCAGUAAGUGCAAAAUAUGGUCAUGGAGUAGAAGAUGUUAAGGAGUGGAUACUAUCAAAGCUUCCUCUUGGACCAUCUUAUUAUUCUAAGGAAAUCACUAGCGAACAUCCUGAAAGAUUUUUUGUUGCUGAAAUAGUCAGAGAAAAGAUUUUUAUGCAAUACCGUAAUGAAAUUCCUUAUGCAUGCCAGGUUAAUGUAAUAAGCUACAAGGCUAGGCCAAAUGCAAAAGAUUUCAUUCAAGUUGAGAUUGUUGUGGAGAAAAACUCACAAAAGAUCAUUGUCAUUGGAAAGGAAGGAAAAGCUCUAAAACUCCUAGCCACAGCUGCACGGCUGGACAUUGAAGAUUUCUUGCAGAAGAAAGUUUUCUUAGAGGUUGAAGUAAAAAUAAAAGAAAAUUGGAGGCAGGAUGAAGGGCUUUUAAGACAUUAUGGCUAUGCAGGCCAUAUCCGAGCUUAAUGAAACAUCAUUUAAAUCAAUUUUUUCUUAUGAUUUACUUGGAAGCAAAAUGUUAUUUAUUGUAAAUCAUGAUCACCAGACCGAGCCAUGAGUUCCCAAUCACGGAAGCAUUCAGACUUUGGAAAGUGGAAGUCUUGAUGUUGUAACCUGUAAGUAGCAAGAUCAGACGAUUUUCAUAAUGAGCACAAUGCUUAUAUAUCUCUCCUGGGGGCAGCAAAAUGUUGUAGCUUGUAAGCUGUGUUCUAAAGAUGGAGUUGUUUUUGUAAUGAGCACAAUGUUUAUAUUGUUUAUGUAGCUCACGAGGCUCUGUUUUAUUGUUCA